CUACGCUCCCGGCUGUCGCCAUGGGCCGAACCCUCGCCUGGCAAGUCUCUGCGCAGGCAUCGACAGGAUAACCACGUGUUGCUUCUGUGCAAAUUAAGUUGAGUGUAAAAUUAGUGAUAAUUAGUCGAAGAGUUGCAAUCGAACCAUCAUCAGGAGCACAUCCGAUCACCAGGACAAUCCAUCGAGGACCCAUCAAGGCCGAAUCUACCCUCGUGUCGAAAUACAGUUAAUACUGUCUCCGAGUGCGCGUAUGCCACAACUGUGUUUUCGCCAUUGUUUAAUAAUCAUUAUUGUAAUUUUGAAUAAUUCAUCCUGGAUUCUUAUCUCAGGGUAAUAUUUAGCGUUUCGUUUAAUUUAUUGAGAUUUUGUUGUGUGCGGUAGAGCCUAAAUAACGCCAAGAUCAUGCAUUUACGCCUUUUGCGUUUCUAUGCUUUUCUUAUUGCCUGGGAAUUAUUAAACCCCCAUGCCAUGCCAGGGUUACGUAAUACUCGUGACCUUGAGGAUGUUACGUAUGUUUUGUGAAUUUGGUUUGAGUAUUCACGUAUUGAUGAAAUAUUUUGCGCUAGUCGCCUAUAUAUUUGGUUUUGCGUUUACUGCCUUCUCGAAUUCUCAAGUAUUUGUACCUUUGUGCCUUUUGGUCUAUUUAUAUUCCAAAAAUACGUUUAUGACGGAUUAUCCGUAUAUUCCAAAUUAAUUUGGAAUUACCUGCAAAUUAUUGCCUUUUACCGAUAUUCUUCUGGAAUAUUGUGUUGGCGUCAUCGCCUAUCGAUAAAUUCUAUUUUGUGCCUUAGGCCAUUGCGAUUACACUUCGCUAACAAAAAGUGUCUACCGAUUCGUCGUUUUGUGUACGAAUUUAAGUUGGUCUAUGUUACGCGCCUCCGCGAGAAUCUCCCGUGUUGAGAAUUAUUACGUGAACAGAGUUAGUGGAACUAGUUAGGUUGCUGAAUUAAACUAUAUGAUUGAAUUAUAUCGAAUGCCGGGAAAUAAUAAGACUGCUAUAUACGUAAACAGCACGUCUGCUCAGCUUGGCUUUGAUAUUUCGACUAAACUGUAUUCAUGAUACAUUUGAUACGCGGUUAGGUGUGUUUCCUUGUGUACGUAACGAGUAGAAGACUCAUUCUAUUUGUCAUAUGGUCGACAUCCCACGUAUUUUUUCUUGCCAAGGUCGCGCCUCCGUAUAGUGUAUAUCCCGCGUCCGUAGUUCUAGCGACUCGAUGUUGUUAUGCUCUCAGAGCCCGUACAUUUUAUAAAUUAUGUGGCGUUAGGAUUUUUCGUUACUAAUUGCGUUAUGACGCCUUGAAACUAGUAAUUCGAAUUUAUUUAUUGUAUCGAGUAUUAGUUAUGAGUUCGAAAUUAUAGAUGUUAGGUUAUUUCGGGUCAACUAAUAGUGUUUAGCCCAAAAUUAGGAUCGUUAUAUUUUCUUUUGUUCUAUUUGGUUUUUGGUGAAUUUAGUAGAUUAAGUUAGACGGAUAAAACAGUUUGGGUCUCUCUCUGCGUACGAUACGCUAACGUACUUUAAAAUAACUAGGAUGAGGAAUAAUUUGUAAGAUCUAUCUCUCUCUCAACAAAAUUGUUGGAUUAUUUUUGUGUUUCUUAUUAAAAUCGGGAAUAUUCGAUAAAGUCUUAUAUUUUGGAUUAUUAUUAUCGGAAGCUAAAGAAUAUAGUUACAUUCGAAAAUAUUGAAAAUGUGUUUGAUUGGAGUUUAUUCAAUUAAAUGCCCUGUGACCAGCAUACCCUGAACCCCCCCUCUCUCCGCAACCUACAUCCUGUGCAGCGUGAGCAAUUACCACCUUUCCCUUGACCCUUUAGUUUAAGUUUAGUUCGUUUACGUUUUAGUUAGAGUUUUUAGACCGUCGUCGUGAGGUAUCCGCUUCGGUUAGGUAUUCGGUUUGUCGUUUUCCGUCGAGACAAAACAACAACUUGCGCCCUUCAGAGCAUCAAGCGAAAAAGGCGGGUUAACUGGUAAGUUUUUAGUCAAGAAAAAUCUACCACGUUACAAUUUAUAAUCCAAAAAUGAGUUUUGAUGCGGAUUAUCCGUGUAUUCCAAAUUAAUUGGAACUAUCUGCAAAUCUUUGCCUUUUUUAGAUUUUAAUAAAUUGGAAACCAGGUUAAUUAACAAAAAUGCACGAUAUAAGUAAGAGCAGUUUUUAUUUCUAGAGGAAUAUAUGUUCACACUUCGAGAGCAGUCGACGAACUAACAAACGAAUUGGAAAAUCUUAAAAACCAAAGCAUCGUCAUCAUGGUUUCUUUCUUCCAAUGAACAAUGAUUUCUUUCUUUCAUUCUAUAAAUAUAAACUGGAGGUUUCGGCGCAAGACCAUGCAGACGGUCUCUCCAGGAAACAAUGACCUAACAGUACUGGUGUAAACUUAUAUAUGCCUCUAAUAUAAUCAUAUUGUUUUUGCUCUUUUCAAUACCUUUUACCGGUAUUCCUAUGGAAUAUUGUGUCUGCGUUUAUCGCCUGUGGAUUUAUUCCAUUUUUGUGCCUUAGGCCAUUGCGACUACACUUCGCUACCGAAAAGUGUCAACCGAUUCGUUGUUUUGUGAAUUUAAGUUCUGUCUACGUUACGCGCCUCCGCCGAGAAUCUCCCGCAUAUUUUCUCUUGCCAAGGUCGCGCGUCCGUAUAUUGUAUUUCCCGCGUCCGUCGUUCUAGCUGCUAUGUAUUCGAUUAUGCUCUCGGAGCCCGUAUGUUUUUGUAAAUUAGGUUGCGCUCGGAUUAUUUGUCAUUAAUUGCGUUUAUAACGCCUCGGAAUUUGUCGUUCGGAUUUAUUUAGAGUACCGAUCAGAAAUGAGUCGAAAUCAUAGAUCGUUAGGUUAUUUUCGGGUAAAUUAAUCGUAUUUAGCCCGACAGUAGGGUGUGACGAGGCCACAUAACCUCUAAGGUUAUUUUCAUCCCCCCCACGCCCCCUCUAUCUCCAUCACGUUCAUUUAUCGCUCACUCACCGUUGGAGAAACCCCGUAUAUAUAAGUCCUUCCCCUUCCCCCCUUUACCUACUCGCCGCGCUCGGAUAGCGCGACAACCAUCGGAGAAAUCACCACUGGAGGAUAAGAUGACGUAGUCAUCCUCCUCCUUCCCGCAGUCCGCUACUCGCCGCGCUCAGCCACCAACGAAGGAGUGGAUGACGUAGGUCAUCCCCCCCGCCGCAGUCCCCUACUCGGCGAUCGGAUUCAGCCAAUGGGCGCCCACGCACGUUGCGUAGUGCGUCUCCCUGUUACUCCUCGGCCCCCGAAGAUACCCACAAGCAUCGAUCGGUGGAUCAGGGGGAUGCGAAUGUUGCGUCACCGAAAAGGGAUGAAUCUAGGCCGAGGACUCCCGAAUACAUCGAGGAGAUCCUCAAGUGGCCUAUCGAUCGCCACUCGUCGUUCAGCUGCAUUGAGAAUCAGUGCGGCAUUGAAUAAUUACUAUUAAAAUCGAUCGGAAGAUAGUGUUCAAUAAAGUGGCCCAGGAUCACCAGAGUUCGAAGAGAGGCUCAUCCGGACCAGAGUCAACCUUGUUGGACCCCAGAAAAAGGGUGGACACCCCCAAAAAACCCAGAGAGGAGACAAAACCCGGAAAAAUCAGGAAAUCAUCGCCAGCCGAAUGCAGGCCACCAGGAGGAAGAGGGCCUACCUACGGGAGGCCAACGAGUGGCUGCGGUGGGAGGAUGCGGAGGGUGAAAUCCUGGAUGGCGAGAACAUUUUCGCCAUCCAGGAUCUCCAUGACAGGGCCGCCAAAUGGUUGGCGGAUUCCGAGGACGAGGCCUUCAUGGCCGGAGCCCGUUGGGAGGGAGGUGUUAGGCCGGACACCCCGAGAUUGCGGUGGGUCCGCGCUGUGAGGCGCGAGGCGCGGCAGUUUGCGGCCGAGGGCGAGCAGGUGCUCGCCCUAUACGACGUCGAGGAUGCCUGGGCCCUGAGGAUCCUCUUCGGGGAGGAGCCCACCCAGUCCGACCUGACGAAGGAGGACUGGUCCCUGGAGCAGUGGGACUGAGACCCCCCUCCACCCCCUUAAUCAAAUUGAAUUUUUAAAUAAAUUUUGUAUUUUUUAUUUUAAGUUUUUUAAAAUAAAAUUUU
This is a messenger RNA of Diachasmimorpha longicaudata, 4049 nucleotides long. RefSeq lists its product as uncharacterized. NCBI's taxonomy places the organism in Eukaryota, Metazoa, Arthropoda, Insecta, Hymenoptera, Braconidae. The record is from RefSeq and is a predicted model, not a curated record. The transcript is spliced from 3 exons. Bases 3580 to 3966 code for a protein of 128 amino acids.